AGAGGAUCAGCAUUUGAAUUUGUAAGUGGAAAGGGAAUCGGCACUAUGCACACAGCGACAAGCACCCAAUUGUAGUAUUUUCUAGCCAUCAAACAUUUUUUUUUUCUUUUUGGCUCUCUAAUUUUUCUCUAUAUAAACAGAGCAAAAUGCUCCUCUUUAUGAUCCUACUCCACUAGCACUACUACUAGCUAGGUAGCUAGGCUAUCCCAAGUUAGCUGGUAAAGAGUUAUAAUACACCACCUUGUUCCUUAGAGACCAAGUAAUUUGUAGCUAUGGCGGUGAACAUAACAUCCAUUAGAACGUCGUCGAAUGGAUUUUGGCAAGGAGAUAACCCCCUUGACUUUGCCUUCCCACUUUUGAUUGUUCAAACCACCUUAAUCCUCGUUGUCAGCCGCUUCCUUGCCUUUCUUCUCAAACCCCUCCGCCAACCCAAAGUUAUUGCUGAGAUUGUGGGUGGAAUUCUACUAGGACCUUCAGCAUUUGGACGAAACGAACAUUAUUUGCACCGAAUAUUUCCUAAAUGGAGCACUCCCAUACUUGAGUCCGUGGCAAGUAUUGGACUUCUCUUCUUCCUCUUCCUCGUCGGCUUAGAGCUCGAUUUGACCUCCAUUCGCCGCAGCGGCAGAAGAUCUUUCGGCAUAGCCCUCGCCGGUAUUUCCCUCCCUUUCGUCUGCGGCAUCGGCGUAGCUUUCCUACUCAGAAAAACUGUAACCGGAGCCGACAAAGUAGGCUUCGGUCAGUUUCUUGUCUUCAUGGGAGUAGCGCUUUCCAUCACCGCCUUCCCGGUACUCGCCCGGAUCCUAGCGGAGCUCCGACUGCUGACAACUCGCGUCGGAGAGACGGCCAUGGCCGCGGCCGCUUUCAACGACGUCGCUGCAUGGAUCCUGCUGGCUCUUGCCGUUGCCUUGGCUGGAAACGGAGAAGGUGGUGGACACAAAAGCCCUUUGGUAUCAGUCUGGGUUCUCCUAUCUGGGUUCGGAUUCGUGGUCUUCAUGAUGGUGGUGAUCCGACCCGCGAUGAAGUGGGUCGCCCGAAGAUGCUCGUCGGAGCAUGAUGCGGUUGACGAAGCCUACAUCUGCUUAACAUUAGCGGGAGUGAUGGUUUCAGGGUUCAUGACCGAUGUAAUUGGAAUCCAUUCGAUAUUCGGAGCUUUCGUUUUCGGGUUAACUAUUCCGAAAGAUGGUGAAUUUACAGAGAGAUUGAUGGAGAGGAUUGAAGAUUUCGUAUCGGGUUUGUUGCUUCCUCUUUACUUUGCAUCGAGCGGAUUAAAGACGGAUGUGGCUAAGAUAAUUGGAGCCAAGUCUUGGGGGCUUCUGGGAUUGGUUAUAUCCACCGCAUGCGCCGGAAAAAUUCUCGGCACGUUCGUCGUGGCCGUGAUGUUCAUGAUUCCGGUGAGAGAGUCUCUGACGCUGGGCCUUUUGAUGAACACCAAAGGUUUAGUGGAGCUCAUUGUUCUCAACAUUGGCAGGGAGAAGAAGGUGCUCAAUGAUGAGAUAUUUGCAAUAUUAGUCCUGAUGGCACUCUUCACCACCUUCAUCACAACUCCAACAGUCAUGGCCAUCUACAAGCCGGCUCGCGGCCACUCCAUUCCAACUCGCCGCAAGCUCCGAGACCUCUCCUCCACCGAAGAUUCCCAAGACAAGCUUCGAAUCCUUGCUUGCGUUCAUGGUCCCGGAAAUGUUCCCUCACUCAUCAGCCUCGUUGAAGCGAUUAGGAGCACCAAGAAAUCCCUACUCAAGCUUUUUAUCAUGCACCUUGUGGAGCUCACGGAGCGCUCAUCUUCCAUCAUCAUGGUCCAAAGAGUUCGCAAGAAUGGAUUUCCAUUCCUCAACCGUGCACGACGCGGGGAAUGGCACGACCGGCUCGCCGGCGCAUUCCAAGCUUAUAGCCAAUUAGGCCGAGUAAAAGUCCGACCCACCACGGCAAUUUCGUCAUUGUCCACAAUGCAUGAGGAUAUUUGCCAUGUUGCUGAAGAUAAAAGGGUGACUAUGAUCAUCCUUCCUUUCCACAAGCUAUGGAGAAGCGAAGGCGGCGAGGAGACUGUGGAGAAUGUAGGCCAUGGUUGGAGAGGAGUCAAUCAGAGGGUGCUAAAUCAUGCACCAUGCUCCGUAGCAGUGCUUGUGGACCGUGGAUUUGGUAAUGUUGGGUCGCAAACUCCGGGGCCUAAUGGUAGUAUAACUCAACGGAUUUGUAUUGUUUUCUUUGGUGGUCCUGAUGACCGUGAGGCCUUGGAGUUAGGUGGUAGGAUAGCCGAUCAUCCGGCGGUCAGAGUGGCCGUCCUGAAGUUCACCGAGAAGGAAGGUUUUGAGAGUAAUGGAAUUGUGCUGCGGCCAUCAAACACCAAGUCCAAAGAGGAAAACUAUAGCUUUUCAACCGCCACAAUGAACCGAGAGAACGAAAAGGAACUCGAUGAGGCUGCGAUAGCAGAUUUUCGAAGCAAAUGGGGUGGAGUGGCCGAGUACACAGAGAAGAUAGGAAGCAACAUCGUUGAGGGAGUGUUGGCAAUAGCGCGCAGUGGAGAUUACCAUCUUAUGGUAGUAGGCAAAGGUCGGUUCCCAUCAAGCAUGGUGGCAGAACUAGCAGACCGACAUGCCGAGCAUGCCGAAUUGGGGCCGAUUGGAGACAUCUUGGCUUCAGCAGGCAAUGGUGUGGUUUCUUCGGUGCUUGUAGUUCAGCAACACGAUGUAAACCAUGCAGAGGAAGCUCCAGUGUCAAAGAUACUGCACACUGCUGAAUAUGAGAAAUUCAAAGGCAAUGAAUCCUCUACCAGCGAUGGAGAGAUUUCAAAAGAUAUUGCGUGAUACAAAUUAGGCCGGUACAUUUAAAUUUGUGUAUAUAAAUGUUUGCCACCAGCUUUGUUGUCCACCUUAUGUUUCAAUGUUAUUUGUAAAAACUACUCCCCACCUUUAGGGGCCCGCUAUAUCUGCUGUUGACAAUCGUCUGACAAGUCUCCUUGACAAGGUUUCUUUGGGGGUUCCAAACACCCAUAUUACCGGAUGAAAACCAAAAACAGAUAUAAACCAGAGUACCAAGUGAAUAUUCUUCCAUAUAUAGAGGUUGGUAGCUUCGUAAACCAAGAUUUUGUUACAAUGUGAAAUGAUUGUAACCAUAAUACAUCUUCAUUUGAAUCAGAGCUAAAUUUAAUCAAAAAUAAAUAAAAAUUACAAAUUUUGUUAUGGAGUAUCCAUAUCAAUUAAAGACGAUGAAAAGCAGUCGAUACCAAAUCCAAAGAGAAUAACAAUUCCUCACGCGUACAAAUAGCAGUCUUUUCCAUUGGGAAAUUAUGCUUGUUUUGAUAGUCUUCUUUUUUUUUUUUUUUUUUUCUUUUUUGGGGGAACACAUUUGAAACUACUUUCAAA
This is a messenger RNA of Ziziphus jujuba (common jujube), 3359 nucleotides long. RefSeq names its product cation/H(+) antiporter 20. Gene Ontology annotation, molecular function: antiporter activity. The transcript is spliced from 4 exons. The record is from RefSeq and is a predicted model, not a curated record. Lineage: Eukaryota; Viridiplantae; Streptophyta; Magnoliopsida; Rosales; Rhamnaceae. Gene Ontology annotation, cellular component: membrane; endomembrane system. Gene Ontology annotation, biological process: proton transmembrane transport; regulation of pH. Bases 273 to 2801 code for a protein of 842 amino acids.